Molecule: messenger RNA, 639 nt
Organism: Colletotrichum graminicola M1.001
Lineage: Eukaryota; Fungi; Ascomycota; Sordariomycetes; Glomerellales; Glomerellaceae
Product: Ras family protein
Exons: 5
Coding region: 1-639 (212 amino acids)
Biological process (GO): exocytosis
Cellular component (GO): recycling endosome
Molecular function (GO): GTPase activity; GTP binding
Source: RefSeq, a predicted model, not a curated record
AUGGCCAACGACGAAUAUGACUUCCUCUUUAAAGUGGUGUUGAUUGGAGACUCGGGCGUCGGAAAGUCCAACCUUCUCAGUCGAUUCACCCGCAAUGAGUUCAACCUCGACUCCAAGUCGACGAUUGGUGUCGAGUUCGCCACUAGAUCCAUCCAAGUCGACUCUAAGACGAUCAAGGCACAGAUUUGGGAUACCGCCGGCCAGGAGCGCUACCGCGCCAUCACCUCGGCCUACUACAGAGGAGCUGUCGGUGCCCUCCUCGUCUACGACAUCAGCAAGCACCAAACAUACGAGAACGUCACCCGAUGGCUGAAGGAACUGCGGGACCACGCCGAUGCCAAUAUUGUCAUCAUGCUGGUCGGAAACAAGAGCGAUUUGCGCCACCUGCGAGCGGUGCCUACAGAGGAGGCCAAGGCUUUCGCCAGCGAGAACCACCUCUCAUUCAUCGAGACAUCUGCCCUCGACGCCAGCAAUGUCGAGCUCGCCUUCCAGAACAUCCUAACCGAGAUCUACCGAAUCGUAUCAAGCAAGGCCCUCGACUCGGGUGACGGACCUCAAGCCACAAUCGGAGCCGGCCCCGGCAUUUCGCUCACCAAGCCUGCGGACGACAGCGCAGAGAAGAGUGGCAAGUGCUGUUAA